GCGAACGGGGACGUGACGGUGUCGGUGCCCGACAGUUUCUACUUCGCUCUCAACGCGGGUUUGCGGUUCCUGACUCCUGAGGAGCAGUUCCUGGGCUGGGCCCCAGCGCCCUUUAACCUCCCAGCCUUCGACCCCCGUGACCUGGACAAAGCCCCCCAGCAGCUCCCCGAGGCUGAACUGGUGUCGGACGGGCCCGAGGUGCUGCUGACCGUCGGCUUCCCUGGGGCCGGCAAAUCCACUUUCGUGAAGCGGCACCUGGUCCCGGCAGGAUACGAAUACGUGAACAGGGACACGCUGGGCUCGUGGCAACGCUGCGUCUCCGCCUGCUCGGCCGCCCUGGCUCGCGGCCGCCCCGUUGUUGUGGACAACACCAACCCUGACCCCGAAUCGCGGCAAAGGUUCGUGUCCUGUGCCCAGGAGGCCGCGGUGCCAUGUCGGUGCCUCCAGUUCACGGCGAGCCUGGAGCAGGCGCGGCACAACUGCAGGUUCCGGGAUAUGACGCAGACCGGCCACGUCCCCGUCACUGACGCUGUUCUGUUCAGCUACAAGAAACAAUUUGUGGCCCCCGACCUCUCCGAAGGCUUCUCCCAAAUCCUCCAGAUCCCCUUUGUGCCCCAUUUUGGGGACCCCCCAGACCCCCAACGGAGGCGCCUCUUCUUCCAGUUCAGCGAUGGAUGAAGACCCCCACUGAACCCCCAAAUAAAGGCACUGCCCCUCCCCCCAUUUUUGGGA
Messenger RNA from Onychostruthus taczanowskii (white-rumped snowfinch), 732 nucleotides. It is a transcript of the gene PNKP, whose product is annotated as polynucleotide kinase 3'-phosphatase. Gene Ontology annotation, molecular function: ATP-dependent polydeoxyribonucleotide 5'-hydroxyl-kinase activity; double-stranded DNA binding; polynucleotide 3'-phosphatase activity. Gene Ontology annotation, cellular component: nucleus. The transcript is spliced from 8 exons. Lineage: Eukaryota; Metazoa; Chordata; Aves; Passeriformes; Passeridae. The annotation marks the transcript as partial. Gene Ontology annotation, biological process: DNA repair. The record is from RefSeq and is a predicted model, not a curated record.